Messenger RNA from Trichosporon asahii var. asahii CBS 2479, 537 nucleotides. RefSeq lists its product as uncharacterized. Lineage: Eukaryota; Fungi; Basidiomycota; Tremellomycetes; Trichosporonales; Trichosporonaceae. The record is from RefSeq and is a predicted model, not a curated record. The coding region runs from base 1 to 537 and encodes 178 amino acids. The transcript has a single exon. Gene Ontology annotation, molecular function: structural constituent of ribosome. Gene Ontology annotation, cellular component: mitochondrial large ribosomal subunit. Gene Ontology annotation, biological process: mitochondrial translation.
AUGUCGGCCUUCCACUCUGCCCGCCCCGCUGUGCGACGAACGGCCACUGUCGCGCAGACGCGCGCUGCCUCGUCGGCGCACCCCGUCCCGCCCGUCCCGUGGGCGAGCAAGACGCACACGAAGAAGGCGCCCAAGAUCCCGAACCCUCUCCCCGCCAUCUUCCCUCAGAAGGUCGUGCUCUCCGACGGCUCGACGUUCAUGCAGUGGACGACGGCGCCGACGCCGCAGAUCAACCGCCUCACGCGCGACAUUACCAACAACCCCCUCUGGUUCCCGGGCAUGGAGGCGACGUCGCGCGACGGUAUCAUGGAGGGGCGUAUUGGCAAGUUCCACCGCCGCUUUGCUGCCAACAAUGCCGAUCCUGAGAAGGACUCCAAGGUCGAGGACGGAGACAGCCCCGCAGAGGGACGGGCGAAGGAGAAGCAGAGCUUCCAGGACUCGGACCUUGCGUGGAUGUCCGAGGGCGCCAAGGCGGAGAAGAUCUCGACCAAGAUGAAGCAGAGGCUCUCGAUGAAGCAGAAGAGGAGCAAGAAGUAG